Drosophila eugracilis is the source of this 705-nucleotide messenger RNA. Its product is annotated as probable phospholipid hydroperoxide glutathione peroxidase. Gene Ontology annotation, biological process: response to oxidative stress. The coding region runs from base 1 to 582 and encodes 193 amino acids. Gene Ontology annotation, molecular function: glutathione peroxidase activity. Lineage: Eukaryota; Metazoa; Arthropoda; Insecta; Diptera; Drosophilidae. The transcript is spliced from 2 exons. The record is from RefSeq and is a predicted model, not a curated record.
AUGUCCAAAAAAGAGAUUGCCUUCCAUGGGCUUAUGGCUGCUGUGGUCCUUGUGACUGCACUGCUAACUCGAUGUAGAUUGCAUAAGGAUUUGGAGGAUAUGCGAUGGCAUUUAACUAUCUACGGUGUAACCGUUCGAGAUACCUUCGGAAAUCCUGUACAACUCGCUAGUUACACCGGUCAGGUGAUGCUCAUCGUUAAUAUUGCCUCCAAAUGCGGACUCACUACAUCGCAGUACAGUGGUCUGCGGAAAUUAUUAGAGAAAUACGAAGACCGCGGCCUGAGAAUCCUUAACUUUCCCUGCAACCAAUUUGGCAGCCAGAUGCCCGAGACUGAUGGCCAGGAAAUUUUAGACCACAUGCGCAAAGAAGGAGCCAACAUAGGACACCUCUUUGCCAAGAUAGAUGUGAAGGGAGCAAGGGCAGAACCACUCUAUAAGCUGUUAACUCGUCAGCAACACGAUAUCGAGUGGAAUUUUGUGAAGUUCCUGGUGGAUCGAAAGGGGAAUAUCCACAAGAGAUAUGGCGCUGAACUGGAACCAGCUGCCCUGACCGAUGACAUAGAGCUGCUCCUCGGGAGAUGAGUCCGAAUAAAUAACGCAACAUGCGCAUUUGUGCUCAGUGGCUUUCAUAACUGCGACAACGAAACGCCUUAUCAUUGGGGAUUACUGUUGCUGAUGUUGGCAUCACAUGCCAAGCGAUUUCUU